AUGGGUAACGCACAGUCUGGAAUGCCCCGAGGCAACGACAAGAAAAAAGACAAAGAGAAGGACAAGAAGAAAAAGUGGGAACCUCCUGCUCCAACACAUGUUGGUAGAAGAAAGAAAAGGGGACCUGAUACUUCCUCAAAGUUACCACCAGUGUACCCCAACACCCGUUGCAGACUCAAGACCCUCAAGAUGGAGCGCAUUAAGGAUUAUCUAUUGCUGGAAGAAGAGUUUGUGCAGAAUCAAGAGCGUCUGAAACCAGCCGAAGAGCGUGAUCAAGAAGAACGAACGCGUGUCGAUGAUCUUCGUGGUUCUCCUAUGGCAGUCGGCACAUUGGAAGAAAUCAUUGAUGAUGAUCACGUCAUUGUCUCAUCCUCAGUCGGCCCAGAAUACUACGUUUCAGUCAUGAGCUUUGUCGAUAAAGAUCAACUUGAACCUGGAUGCAGCGUUCUUUUACACCACAAAACAAUGGCCGUCGUUGGUGUACUUCAAGAUGAUACCGAUCCCAUGGUCAGCGUAAUGAAGCUCGAAAAGGCACCAACCGAAUCAUAUGCAGAUAUUGGUGGUCUCGAAACACAAAUCCAAGAAAUCAAGGAAGCCGUCGAAUUGCCAUUAACACAUCCCGAAUUAUACGAAGAAAUGGGUAUCAAACCACCAAAGGGUGUCAUUCUUUAUGGUGUUCCUGGUACAGGCAAGACGCUGUUGGCCAAGGCAGUGGCAAAUCAAACCAGUGCUACAUUCUUGCGUAUUGUUGGUUCGGAGUUGAUUCAAAAGUAUCUUGGUGAUGGUCCAAAGCUUGUACGAGAGCUUUUCAGAGUUGCUGAAGAGAACGCCCCUGCUAUCGUGUUCAUUGAUGAAAUCGACGCUGUUGGUACUAAGCGAUAUGAUUCGACUUCGGGUGGUGAACGUGAAAUUCAGCGUACCAUGUUGGAAUUGUUGAAUCAGCUUGACGGUUUCGAUUCACGAGGCGAUGUUAAAGUUAUCAUGGCAACCAACAAGAUCGAUAGCUUAGAUCCCGCAUUGAUUCGUCCAGGACGUAUUGAUCGAAAGAUUGAGUUCCCACUACCCGAUGUCAAGACCAAACGUCGUAUUUUCAACAUUCACACAUCACGCAUGACGCUGGCUGAUGACGUUGAUUUGGAAGAAUUUGUCAUGUCCAAGGAUGAUCUAUCGGGUGCUGAUAUCAAGGCCAUUUGUACUGAAGCAGGUUUGCUUGCGUUGCGUGAACGUCGUAUGAAGGUCGUUGCUGAAGACUUCCGAAAAGCCCGAGAGAAGGUACUAUAUAGAAAGAGCGAAGGCACCCCCGAGGGUCUAUAUCUUUAA
This is a messenger RNA of Lichtheimia ornata, 1320 nucleotides long. RefSeq names its product 26S protease regulatory subunit 4. Gene Ontology annotation, biological process: proteasome-mediated ubiquitin-dependent protein catabolic process. Gene Ontology annotation, molecular function: ATP hydrolysis activity; proteasome-activating activity; ATP binding. The transcript is spliced from 8 exons. The record is from RefSeq and is a predicted model, not a curated record. Gene Ontology annotation, cellular component: proteasome regulatory particle, base subcomplex. Bases 1 to 1320 code for a protein of 439 amino acids. Lineage: Eukaryota; Fungi; Mucoromycota; Mucoromycetes; Mucorales; Lichtheimiaceae.